AUGCCCGGCCCCCGGCCCCCGGGCCAGCGCUGGGUGUGGAUGAACUUCGAGUCGCCCUCCCACUCUCCGGGGCUGCGGGCCCUGGCAGGGAACCUCUUCAACUGGACGCUGUCGUACCGGGCGGACUCCGACGUCUUCGUGCCUUACGGUUACCUUUACCCCAGGAAACACCCCGGCGACCAGCCCAUGGGCCUGGUCCCGCCGCUGGCCCGGAAGAGGGGCCUGGUGGCCUGGGUGGUGAGCCACUGGGAUGAGCGCCACGCCAGGGUCCGCUACUACCACCAGCUGAGCCAGCACCUGCCCGUUGACGUGUUCGGCCGGAGCGGGCCUGGGCGUCCGGUGCCUAACAGCGGGCUCCUGCACACAGUGGCCCGCUACAAAUUCUACCUGGCUUUCGAGAACUCGCAGCACCUGGAUUAUAUUACCGAAAAGCUCUGGCGCAACGCGUUGCUGGCUGGGGCGGUGCCGGUGGUUCUAGGCCCAGAUCGUGCCAACUAUGAGCGUUUUGUGCCCCGUGACUCCUUCAUCCACGUGGACGACUUCCCCAGUGCCUCCUCCCUGGCCGCCUACCUGCUUUUCCUAGAUCGAAACCUAGCUGUCUACCGCCGCUACUUCCACUGGCGCCGGAGGUACGCGGUGCACAUCACCUCGUUCUGGGACGAGCCUUGGUGUCGGGCCUGCCAGGCAGUGCAGACUGCUGGGGAUCGGUCCAAGAGCAUUCGCAACUUGGCCAACUGGUUUGAGCGGUGA
Chinchilla lanigera (long-tailed chinchilla) is the source of this 750-nucleotide messenger RNA. RefSeq names its product fucosyltransferase 4 (alpha (1,3) fucosyltransferase, myeloid-specific) (gene Fut4). Gene Ontology annotation, cellular component: membrane. NCBI's taxonomy places the organism in Eukaryota, Metazoa, Chordata, Mammalia, Rodentia, Chinchillidae. The coding region runs from base 1 to 750 and encodes 249 amino acids. Gene Ontology annotation, molecular function: alpha-(1->3)-fucosyltransferase activity. The transcript has a single exon. The record is from RefSeq and is a predicted model, not a curated record.